CUCAUCUUCUGGUGCACGUCUCGACCAUCUGGAUGAGGACCUACACUUCGGCUGGAGUUCAAAUCUCAAACCACGACAACUUGGGGCAGAUCAUGUCCUUUCGUCUGGACAUUUGCAAGCAGCUAUGAAUGAUCUAUCUUCCCCGUUCGCACCAUUCUCCACCGCCGGAAGAUGAUGUUGUUCACCUCACACUCUCCAAACCAUGAAUCAGCAACCACCUCAACCUCUCUACCCCGGGCCUCGACAGCCUGCGCCCGUUUCCAAUGGCGACCAUAACUUCUCUCAACCCAAACCUCCUACGAGGCAACCCGACCAGCAAGACAACAACCAGUCUCGCGCCGCGCGAUUCGAAGAUGAGAAGAGGCGCAUCAUCGACGCCUGCUUCAGCAAGCGAGAUCCCGAGGGGAUGCAACUCGAGUCAUACAUCACCCACGUCAGAGUGCUCGAAGAUGCCUCAUACCCAUCCUCUCCUCCUCCUCCGGACUCUCCUCAACCCAACAAGAAGCACAGAGUCAUCCUUGUUGCCGUCCGACGCUCCGGCAAGGUGAGAGUCCACAAGGCUCGCGAGAACCCGAACGGCUCCUUCUCCAUCGGCAAGACGUGGAAUCUCGACGAGUUGACCGCCAUAAUCUCCUACACGUCCCUCGUGCCGGCGAACCCCCAGCAGCAGAUGGAGAAGCAGUGGGCAUCCAAUACUGGCUUCACCGUGUCUCUCGGCAAGCCCUAUUUUUGGUCCGCCCCCACACCGAAAGAGAAGGAUUUCUUUAUUGCGAGUCUGAUCAAGAUAUACCGAAAGUACACAGGAGGAAAGCUCCCAGACCUUAUAGGCUUUGCUCCGCAGGAACUACAACAGAUCACCGGUGUACCAUCCGCCCAAAAUACCCCUACUUCGAGGACCAAUUUCUCUCCGAUCGUCCCAUCCCCAACUCCUCCACCUCCUCCAGCCCUGAGUCAAACUGCUGCCGUACCUCCUCUCAGUGCAAACCGACCACAAUCUCCAUAUGUCACUCAGCCGCCUCCGAGCCGAGAUGGGAGUCGGAUGGAGCUGCCGGAACAAAACAGGGCUUUUGGCCGACAGGAAUAUCGUCCACCGACCAGAGACGCGGUGCGGCCACCUUCUCAGGCAGAAGAACGGCCUCUGGGCCUGCCUCCGAGACCGAACCGAGGCGCACCGGUGCAGGAUAGCUCUCGCGUACAGGCUUACAGUGCUCCGAUGAAGCGCGAUGAAGCGCGCACGCCGUCGCUGUCCGACAGCCUCCAACCGGCUCCGCUCCGACCGUCCAUCAGCCCCAAGGCCUCUCAAUCGUCACUCCAGCGACCCGAUCCCGCCCUUGAACCACCGCCUCUGAGGCCCAACGGUCUGAAUGUCGCGAAAGUUGGCACGCAAGACUUUUCGGCAAAAAGAACGGGGCCUAUGCAGGAUCAAGACUCAAACAGGGAUGGUGGUCGCAGUGAACCGUUAAGCAGCUCAAGGCCGAGCACGGCAACGAGCGAUCGCAGGGCGCCGGAACCACCCCCUAGUCUUCCAGCACUUGACUUUGAACUCUUCCCCGAGCGGAAGAAGCCCACCUCUGCUAUGGCUGAUCUCAAACCCGAGCACCCACCUCCCUCGAGUCAGAGUAACAGUGCGUUCGUAACACCACUGGGGACGCCGACCGCGCACAAAGAAGAACAGUCCCAGCGGAAACCGGAUUACUUUGUGGUUGAGAAGGCUGCGGCGGAGAACAAGCUGUCACAAGCAAACGACAUUGUACCACCAAAGGCUGUGUACAACGAAGUAACUACAGCAGAGCCAGAAGCUAUCAAGCCUACAAACGAGCCCGUGGAUGUCGAGCCGUCCGAGCCGCUGCCCCUUCCAAAAGUUGAAGAGGAGCAUCGCCCUGGCCUUGGUCCUAUGAUCAAGAAGAGAUCCGGCAAGGAUAUCGCGAAUCAAUUCCGAAAAGCUGCUCUUGCCGCUGGCGCAUUCCAACCCCGUCAAGGUGGUGCCGGUGCGCGGUUGAAGGCGAUGCAGGAAAAACUCUCCAAUGAGCCAGAUGGCAUCACCAGUGUUGUCCCGGCGCCAUUGAAGAGAGGGAUGAGCUCGGAUGGCGCAAGGAGUGGGACCCCUGAUCUAGCCACCACUGAAAACGAGAAAGACCUACCGACGCCGAAGUUUGCGCCUAGUGAACCCCCUCCCCGAGUUCAGAUCGAGCGCACCGCGACCUCGGACAGCGUCGCCAGGCCGGAAACGCCUACGACGAAGCCCAUCCCUGUCGAGCCCGAGGGACCACAGGGAGAAACAAGGGCGGAGUCCCCGGAUAAGGGCCGGUCAUCUUCGCCACAAAGAAAACGUCGACAAAGGCUGGAGGCGGAAGUUGAGAAGCACUGUACAGCUUUAGGGAUCGAUCCACGGGUCAUCGAGGGCCGUGGAGCCGACUUGAACGAACUCCUGGCAGAAUUUUCAUGGGAUGGGAGACUCGCAAAUGACCAGCUUUUGGACAACUUCGAGACCGACAUUCGAAGGGAGAUUGGCCGUGCCCAAGCCAGCGGCUGGCUCGGCCAUGUCGAACACCAAGAGACCAAGGUACAAGAGCUUGGAAAGGCAUUCGAAAAGGCAAUUGCCGAAUGUGAAGAGCUUGAUGGGCUGUUGACGCUCUAUGCGCAUGAGCUCGAUACUCUGCACGAAGAUAUCGAAUACAUCGAGGCGCAAGGACAAGGAUUGCAAGUACAGACUGCCAAUCAGAAGUUGCUGCAGGCUGAAUUGCAAAAUCUCCUGAGGACGUUGACAAUCCCCCCGUCCGAUCUUCGCGCCUUGCGACUUGCACCAAUCGACAACUUUGAAGGCGUUCAGGCAGUCGAGCGCGCAUUGGCUUUGCUCUACAGGGCAAUGCUGACGAUCGAUCCAGACUUGCGCCAGAACAAGCUCCGUCAAGCGGCUUCUGCAAACCGCACUGGGAUGGGAACGAAUGCUGAGGCCGACCUCACCAAGAUGCGGGCGGUGCGCGAGAAGAAGGAGGAAUACAAGGACGAGAGCAUGAUGUUCGUCAACCGCUUCAAUCAGCACAUGAAGGCCAUGUUCCAGAUGGCUGAACAGCGGACAAGUGAGGAAAAUGCUAGUGUGAGCAUUUCUUCCGGAGCCUCAUCUUUCACGCCUAGCCUGCGGGCUUUCAAUGCCUCGCGGCAAGAGCUUUGGGUCUACAAUGCCAUGAUGCUUUUCGUACGAGAGGUCAAUCAGUACGAAUGGCAGACACUGAUUGGCAGCUACGAGAUCAAUGUCAAGAGCAUCUACCAGGAGCAGUUCCGAGAGUUCACCAUGGGUCUUAGAAGGACCGUCAGACACCCCAUGGGAGAGGAGCAAGAAAUCCUUUUCACCCACCAAGACAAGGAGAAGGCCGAGGAGUCCAAUCUUUCUACCGCAGCUCGCAAGCUGACGGUCAAACGUGGCAGGACGGUCAAGACGAGUGCUAUGAGACAUUCAAUCAGCGAAAGACGAGAUGGCAAGCCCGAUGCCUGGGCCGUAUUCGACGGGGUCCUUCAACAACAAGCCACGGCUAUUUCGGAAGAACAGAAUUUCAUCGUCCAUUUCUUCCAUCUGAACUCGCAGUCGAAUGAGGAUUUUGCGGAGCUAGUACAAGGCCUGACUCCUGAACAGCGCAAGCUGCCCAACUUGCAGGCCAAACAAGCUUACGACCCGGAUCGUAAUUUGGCCAAGAUCGUACAGAAUACUACGGAAGGGAUCUACUCCUUCUGGCCUUCAGACCUCCAAGCGUUGGUGGAAUGGGUCUUCAAGAUGGAUCAAUUGCAAGGUGUGGGCGUCCUAGUCUCGCUCGAACAGUGCCUGUCCAAGUAUGAGGAAACAAACCAAGAAUUCAUUACUCGGACAGUAAGGACCCUUCACGAGAGGCUCGUCGGUCUUUUCCAUAAAUUUGUCGAAGAACAAGUCAAGGCGAUAGAGGAAACCAAGGUGAAGGUCAAGAAGAGGAAAGGACUGAUUUCUUUCAUGAGGGUUUUCCCAGACUUCAUGGCGGUGGUGGAAGAGAUGAUUCCCCAGGAAUUUGCCCACCAGGAAGCUCUUGAAGUGCGCUUUAUUGUGAACGACGCGUACACCAAACUUCUGAAAGCCAUGUGGGAGUCUCUCAACUUCAUCGCCAAAGACAAUCCGGCGGCCAACUCUUCCAGCGGGACAACAACAGGGCACUCGAACGCACCCACGAGCGGCGACCCAGAAGAUAAAGAGGUAUUGAACUAUCAUAUUCUCUUGAUCGAGAACAUGAACUACUUCGUCGAAGAAGUCAAAACGCACAACAACGUGGUUCUCGAAGAGUGGGUUGAGCGAGCGUCGCGCGAUCAGUUAUCCCAUCUAGCACAGUACACGGACGCCGUGAUCCGCCGGCCACUGGGCAAAUGGCUCGAUUUCCUGGAAAGCACCGAAGCCCUGAUGAAGACGAACGAGGCGUCGUUGACGUCGAUCGCGAGCAAACCCUCCCACUCGCGCAGCGCGGCAAAGAAGAUCCUCGGCAGCUAUGACGCGAAAGAGGUGCGCAAGGGCGUGGAGACGCUGAAGAAGAGGAUCGAGAAGCACUUCACGGACGCGGACGAUCUUCCCGCGGCCGGCUUGGAGAGGCCCGGCAAGAAGGAUUUGAUCACGAGGGUGUUUGACGAGUGUGCGGUCCGGUACGCCCACGCCCACGACCGGAUGAGGAUGGUCGUCGAGAGAGUAUACGAGGGAACCUUGGAGAUUGAGUGGAGGAAGGAGGAUGUGCAGGGCAUGUUCAAGAGAUGAGGGGUCGGUGCUGGAGGGGAAAAAACAGAGUGCUGAAGAACCUGACGAGGAGUGCGAGUGAUUGAUUGAUUGAUGGGUGGGUGGAUGGGUGGAAUGGAUGGAUUUGGAGCAGCAACGGCCACUUCCCAGAAAGAAAGAAAAGGCAACAAAAACAGCCAGACUCUUCCCAGCCGGCUACCUCUCUUCACCCAUGCCCUUUGCGUUCUCUAGCGGCAGCGACAGCGACGGCAGCAGCAGCAUCUUGUGCAAUGUUCGCGACGCGCGACAGGGAUGAGAGCAAUCUUCUUGGAAUAUCUAUCUGUUACUACCUAAGUACCUACCACCUACCUAUGGAGAAGAGGUAUAUGAUUUGAGGAUGUCGGCGUCCUGUGUACAAACAAUGACCUUUCUGAAGCACACAAGUUUUGUCCUAGUUCGAUUUGUCCAUCCAUCUAUUCGUC
Molecule: messenger RNA, 5202 nt
Organism: Cladophialophora immunda
Lineage: Eukaryota; Fungi; Ascomycota; Eurotiomycetes; Chaetothyriales; Herpotrichiellaceae
Exons: 1
Coding region: 203-4762 (1519 amino acids)
Biological process (GO): Golgi to plasma membrane transport; exocytosis
Cellular component (GO): exocyst; plasma membrane
Molecular function (GO): phosphatidylinositol-4,5-bisphosphate binding
Source: RefSeq, a predicted model, not a curated record